AUGAAAGGGUGUUACGCCUUACUACAACAGGAUAAUGCAGCGUUAAAAUUGUUUUCGAGUCAGUGUAAAUCGAGCCUUGUUUCAAAACAAAAACAUUUAUAUCCUUUAUUAUCAAGAAUACGUUUUGAACUUGUUAGUAUUAUGAGUCUUUUGACCGUUCCUUUACGGUUGGAAACGUUUCAACAAAUUGAAAAACAAGUUGAUUCAGUUAACAACCCUCAACACGUCUUUUCUCUUAUGUUUGGUUAUCUUGGCAAAGUGAAUCUGAAACAUGAACAGUUCAUCACCUCGUCAGAUUACAUUCAAAACAUUUUAAAAUUACUACGCCACAUUUCCUUGAUGGAUACGAAACUAUUCAAUUGUACCACAUAUCACUGCGUCGAAGACACUGUUGUUCCGCAUUUGAUUCAGCAAUACAAGGCAGCUUUUGUAACGGGUGAUCUUUUUGAAAUAUCCCACAACACUUUAGCUUUAUAUCAAGAAACACAAUUCUUAGACACAAGUCGUCGUCUUUAUCAAGGAUCUUUUACGUGCUGUCCUGGUUUAGGAACACUCAGUAUUUCUUUUCAUCUACUUAAUCUUUGUUUGCGUAGUUUUUCAAAUGUUCGUUUUAUUUGCGGUUGGAUUGCCGAAUGUCAACAAAUACUUUCAACAGUUAAAACUUGUUUUGAAAAUCCUUUUUCUUUACGUAUCACGAAAACCAUACAAAAGGAAAGUAUUGAACCCUUUGAAAUUGCUUCCUACUUACCUUUUUUUCUAAAAACGGUUUAUUGGGAUACGCUUGAUUACACUGUUUUUCAUCUCACUCGAGUGGUUCCCAAAAAAUCUUAUUGUUUAAAAAAAUGUAUUUCAUGGAACACGGAAAUGCUUAUUGUUGAACUGAUUGGUAUUAGUCUUGUUCGACUUUAUGGUCUUGUCGUGUAUCCACGACCUGCACCUCCUUUUGACGCGUGCCAAAUUUUAAGUCCCAACGAUCAUGAACAUAUUGCUUCCAUUCUAGCGAAUAAAAGUGAUAGCGCGACACUUUCUUUUCGAAUCACCACGCCAUUAGUACUACUUUUGGGUGUCAAUGUGUACAAAAAAUUGUCACUGUGGUAUUCAGGAAGAUCUAAAAAAGUGCAUUUUUCAAAGGUAUUUCGAAAUGUUAUGGCUGAAGGAAUUGAAUCAUGCAUUUUUAUUGAAGCUCCAGAUUCUUGUACAUUAGAGAAAACAAAAUAUGAAACAACUUUUUUCAAUGUUACCGUACCUCAGCCUACUUUUUUGCAGAACAUUUCCCUUAACAAACUAUGGACGGUUAAAUCAUUUGGUUUAUGGGCUUAUAUAUCCGAUCCUUUAUAUUUUCCAUCAACAUUAGAAGUUUUUGACGAGGAAGAAAGUAGUAAACAUCCGGUUUCCGGGGAUAGCAUUGUAGAGGAAGGCGACACAAAAACUGAUACCACACUAACACAAACACAGUUAUUUGGUUGUCUUUUCAAUGCUUGGCAUCAUAAAUGGCCCUGUCUCCAGACUUAUGGAACUGUGAACCUUUCGACAUUUUCAGCGUUAGUCAAACCUGAAUGGCAUGAGGAUCACAAUAGGAAGCAAUGGACAAGUGUGCUUCAAUCAGGGUCCAUUUUGUCCGAUUCAGAUACGGAUCAUUUGCUCUUGUCUUGGAUGCGACGUCGCGAUGACGACAUCCCAUCCUCCGAUGAUGAUACAAGUGCAAUGAAUUCAAAAUAUUUGCACUUACAAACAGCAAUGAUUCAUUUUGUCUUUGAUCCCGAGAGUUCUGUGCAAUGGAGACCUUUCACUGAUUUCAAGCAUUAUAAAAUACUCAUGGCGUCCAUUUUGAAAAAGGUUUACAAUGAUUUUUGGUUUGGUUUCAAUUCCUACCAACAACUUUUACAUACAUUCUUUUUUCAAGCAUUACCGCUGCGGGCAGCGUUAUACUUACCAAAAAAACUUUUAGAAAUAGGUUUUGAAGCUUCAUUGUGGGGUGAUGCAUUUUCAUUUUUCUUUAAGGAAACUCAAGUAGCGCAGCCCUCUUAUUUAACAAGAAGUGUUCUUAGUUACCUUCCCACAUCCUUACUAACAAACGGAGCGUAUUCUAUUAAUUCACUUGAAAUGAAUGAAUUACUCGAUAAUUUAGCAAAUAUCAAUAGAGCGGCCUCUUUAGGAUAUAUUAAUUUAAAAUCAUUUAGUGCCGCAGCCUAUACGCAUCGUCAAUUGUUCCUUCUACUUAACGAUAGGUUUGCAGCAGAAGAAUGUUGGCCGGCUAUUCUUCCUUUUGUAGAAACAAUGCCAGUGGAUGACAUUUUGACGGAACACGACACUGUAUGCUUUACUUGUCACAAUGUUGUACCAGCAGAAAUACCCAUGCGUGAAGGAGUGCAAAGUUUAUUUCUUUUACGAGUCGAAAACUCACUUUUAGGGCAUUCUAUGUACACUCAAGUAAAGCAUAGGAUGCCAAAAAGCAUAUGUGGGAAGGAAGUAAAGAAAAACGCAGGGGUUAACUUGAACGCGUCCUAUCAAGCUUCAGGCUUAGAGUGUGAACCAAUUGUUUCUUGUGACAGCAACGUGUUUUACGAUUUGAAUGACCCGUGGUAUGCAUUAGCAACGUGUCCUUUUGUGACUUCAUUACAACUUUAUGCCGACUGUUGUAAGGACACUCAAGAGAAACACCAGUUUGAAAAUUCAGGGGCAAAAUUAACAAAGUCGUGUUUUGUACAAGAGAAAUCAGAAAAAGAAAAAGCGUGUGUCUGUGAAGGUUGUAAAAAUGUUAAAAUACUUGAACAAUGUUUAAUUCCAGUAAAACAGCUACAGCUAUUAAAUUUUUUCGACUGUUUUGUUUUAUAUGCUCGGAGUCGGGUAGAAUCCCUUUUAGUGCAAUUUUCUCUUUGUAAGCUAACGUCCCCCGUUCCAUCGGGCAUUACGUUAAGCCAUUUGAAAUCAUUAAGAGAUCAUUGUGAUCAAAAAAUGGUUCAAGACAAAAACACUCUUUUCUUUGUAUACAAUUGGAAGGGUAAAAGAGAAAAAAAUACUGCUGACGUUCUUUAUUUGGAAAGAAUUAAUAAAGUUUUCUUUCAAGCUGAAGAAUUAAGCUUUCUAUUUUCCAAUUUGACGAAAAUGGCGGGAAAACCCCUGUUAUCAAUUUUGUGUUCAGAUGAUGAUACACGGGAUGUGAAGACUCCUUUCAAAUGCUAUAGUCUUCAUACUCUGAAACUUUUAAAAAGUUGCAUUUGGAUUCCUGAUAUGAUUCUUGCGCGUUGUUGCUUAUUAAAAACUAAAUUGUAUCUCUACGAAACAAAAGCAGUAGCACCUUUCCUACUAAAACAUUAUGUCAUCUUUUUACGCGCUUUUGUUUCUUUGAACAAAUCCUUGUCGUAUUUAAAUGUUCAAACAAAAAAUAAUUGUCUUGUCACAACUCCAAUGACACCAAAAAUUCAAUCUUGGAAAACUCAACUACCCUCACAUUUGCAGUGUUUGUCUUAUCACGAUGCUGCACCAUUAAUACGCCUCAUCAAUUUACGGUCAUACCUUUUACUGUUAGGAUUGUAUUCCGGCCCUUCUUCGCAUACAAAUCAACUUGACGUGUUUCGCCAUUUAAACCACACGCAGUCCACUAGAGAGUUUUCCCCCGCAAAAAGCAGGGAAGACAAUUCCGCCACCUCAACUUCCCCGACUUACUGUAGUGUGCCAUCAUUUUCGGGUGCUCCUACCUUGGAAAUUCACGACGCAUUUCAACUACGGACUCCUCAUACACAAGACCAGAUCUUCAAUAGUGAAAAAGCUACAUUCACGCAAGCCCAUCAUGACACCUGGAAUUCGACUGAAACACUAGAGUGCCCGUCAAUGAAUUGUGUAAAGCCAAACGUGGAUGGGAACUCCAGUAUAACAAUGAAUUCGAGUCAGUGUGUUUAUCACAAUGACGAUGGUUUGAAUGAAUCUCACGAAACUAAUUCGUUUUCUGAUUUGAGUAUCUCGACACGCAAUUUGUUGGUAACAAAUGAUUCGUUUUCAAACGUUAAUCAAGUACCGCUUCAAACAUCUUUUGUUGAUAAAGAAGAUAAUAUAGCGUGGCUUUUAUGUUCUUUAUGCGUUUGGGACAAAAAAUUAUUAACUCCACAAGUUUGUGAUGAACUUUAUGAAUUGUGUAAUCAUUACGAAAAACAAUUAUCAAUGGAAUUAAAGCCCAAUGAUUCACAAAAGUAUCAUGAUGCAAUAUGUGACAAGUUACGACGUGAAGGGGCUUCUUGUACCUUAUUUGUUUCAUUACAAAAAGAUUGUUUUAAAGGAUUGAAUAUCUUGGCUUCAUGUUUUGGAAAAUACUUCACCAACGUGUAUCAAACUAUUUCACGGUUUCAUAUUUUCACUGGAAAUCCUUUGGAAGCCGUGAAACAACUUGAACCUUUACUUUCAAAAAGCUUCAAUCGAAAUAAACAUAUGGAUACAAAAUCUUCAAAUACUUCCCUUUCAAAACAAAGUAACACGGCGCUACUUUUAUAUCAUCAAAUGCUUUUAUACCGUUUACGUCACGAAGAAAAAAUUAAAUAUAAAACUGUUAUUUUUUUAUUCAUCAUUCUUGAAUUACUACUUGAUGAAAAUCAACCAACAUCUUUACAGUCUUCUUUCAAUCCAAGUUUGGGACAGGAAAGAAAAGAAGCGGAAGGUGGACUGACUGCGUCUGUGGAUGACGCGCCUGUCAUUUCUUCACGUACAAUCACCAAUCUACCUGCUGGCAUGUUUCAUGCCACUAUUCUUUCACACCUUCCGCAUACUUUUGUUAAUCAUAAUAAACAGUCUUUUACAACACGACAAUGGAAGAUUUUGCGUCGGCAUCAAGAUAAUAUCAAGAAACGGAAAAUCAAUGAGAUUCUUACUUACUUGAUUGAUUUGCUUCAUUUUUAUAUAAGGUGUGCUAAAAAGCAAGCAACAUCACAGGAAGCUGUGCUGCUUAAUGUGCCAAUGGAUUCAAAAGCAUUAAGUCACGUUUUAUGUCAAUGCAUUUUAAUUGGUUUAUACAUGCUCGCUCAAUCUCUUUCAAAACAAUUAUCUGAUGCCUCAUUCAUUCUUCCUUGGGAAUGUGUGAAUCCAACGGUGGCGCCGCCCCGAAACCAUUUUGAUACGGCUUUUAUUACGCCACAGCUUGUAAAGCAAUUAUCGUCCAUUAUUCCUUUAUUUCCUAAACAAUACCAUUUCCUAGCGCAACGGUAUACGUCUUUUGUUCAUCGCAUGUCGAAUACCCUGCUUGUGCAUGAAGUUCAUUUAACUCAUCCUAGUGCGUUAGUACUUGAAGAGUUGACUCCAUUCAACGAUAUCACUUACGUUCUUGCCUUGUGCCACUUGGCUUGUGGUGGUAAAGCUAGUUUAGCUUUAAAAGUUUCUAAAGGAAAAGGAGUGUAUCAGUUUGUCGAGUCAGCUGUUUCACACCAUGUAGAAGAAUAUCACUCGUUGCAUCAUAUUUUUAAAACACUUUCAAUAGUAGAAAAAGAAACCAAUACAAAUCGUCGUAUUCCAUGUUCUACGUUGGACAAAUUUCGGAAAAAAAUGAAGCGUUCUUAAAAAAAAAAUGACCGCAUUGUAUGUUGUUUAGACAAUGUACGUGAUGAUCAAAGAGGGUUGUGCAAAAACGAUGUUUCCCUCACUUCUUUAUUAAAAAUCCUCACCGCUACUCAUAACAA
Molecule: messenger RNA, 5660 nt
Organism: Hylaeus volcanicus
Lineage: Eukaryota; Metazoa; Arthropoda; Insecta; Hymenoptera; Colletidae
Exons: 8
Coding region: 1-5541 (1846 amino acids)
Source: RefSeq, a predicted model, not a curated record